CAGCGCGGGAAGGGUGGCCAGAAUAACGGCAACGAAACGACGAUAGCGACGGCAGAAGGGAGUACGGCUCGGAGGAGGAAAAGAGAGAGGGAUGAUCGACCUACCGAGUCAACAGGUAGAGGAGGGCGGGAAGGCGUCUCAGUUGCAGCACCCCCUGCAGGCCGGAGAUGAGGUGGUCGUCAUUAAUGAGGUGGAGUUGAGCGGAUGGAGGCAGGAGGCUAUAUCUCUUGUUAAAGGAUCAUACAAAACGCUGCGGCUCACUGUGCGAAGAGAGUGUUGUCCAGGUCCUUGCUGUUCUGACCCGCGUCCUCUUAGUCCUUCCAGAGACUGCAGAUGCAGUGGAGUCAAACUACGCAUCAAAAACAGACGGAGUGAGCCUGGAUCUCGACCUCAUUCUUGGCAUUCUACGAAACUGGGCGAGGGCCCUCAGGACUCAGACAGCAUGAUGCAAGUCACCCAGGGUGGUGUGGGAGCCCCCUGGCACCAGAGCUACCACUCCAGUGCCUCAACCACAGAUCUAUCGGGAUUUGAGACAGGAUUCCUUAGGAAGAGCCCAGAUCAGUACAGUUCCCGGGGCAGCAUGGAGAGCCUAGACCACACUCACCCAGCCUACAGCUCCUGCUAUCAACUAUCAUCAUCCAAAUCCUCCAGUAGCAUUGAUCAUCUGCAUAGCAAGCGGGAUUCUGCAUACAGUUCCUUCUCAACCAGCUCCAGUAUCCCAGAGUAUCUUGCAGCGGCACCAUUGUUUAACAAGGAGAGGUCAUAUUCCAUGGAAAACGUUCCACAGAGAGAAGGGAUGCAGCAGGCUGAUAUACGCUACAUACGCACUGUGUACGACCCCCAACAGGGUGUGUCUGAAGAGCAUGAGAUCAGCUCUGCAGCCCUUAUGAGAUCCAGUGACAGCAGAGCACAGUCUAGAAGUGGGAAUGUCUCAGGCCAGAUCUGUCAUCGUGGCAGCAGUAGUAGUGGAAGCAGUGGGAGUAGCGGAAGCACCUCCAGCUCACAACGUCACAGUGUUGGGCCAGUCUGGGAUCCAGCGCACAACCGGCACUCCUAUGAGAACCUAAAGGGGGCUCCAGCCCCUCCAUUACGCAGUGACAGCUAUGCAGCAUUUCGCAAUCAUGAGCGUCCCAACUCCUGGUCAAGUCUUGAACAUGCUCGGUCGCAGCGGGCACUUCACAAGGGUUCCUGGCAUCACUCGAGUGGUUCUGUGGCAACAGGAAAGUCCUCGUUUGGUGCUGAAGGUCAGUUGCACACAGUCAUAGAAAAAAGCCCUGAAAGUAGCCCCACCACCAAACCUAAACAGGGUUUUCCUCAGGCUGCACAACCCGGUCGCCUCAUGUUACCCACUAGUAUCUACCCUGUUCCACCUCCCGAGCCUCAUUUUGCACAAAUUCCAACCAGCAACCCAAGCUCUGGAACUGUAUACCCAGCACUGGCCAAGGAGAGCAAGCACAACAAUCACUGUGACCACUUGGGUGGACCAGUAAAAGAGGACAGGGUCACCAUUGAAAACGGAUACCAAAGCAAUGCUCCUAGCUCAAACCCUGUCCAAACUCAUGUUUCGGCACAACCAAAGCUGUCCGAUAGAGUGCAAGAUGACACUCAAGUCAAACCUGGUUUUUAUCGACCUCAUUGGCAACCACAAAUGCAGAAGUCACAAACGCCAUAUGUACCCCAGGAAAGGAGGGACCCUUACACCCCUGUGCAACCAAGAGGAGAGAGACCAAAGUUCUCUCUUGGUAUGGAGGAUUACAACAACUAUAGGCCACCUCAAGAUGAAGAACAAAAUAAAUGCAAAGAGCAAAGCAUCCAUCCAGACCCAGUUUACACUGGGAAAGUUUCACAGGGACAAGUUGCUCAAACACACAGAGGAAACUUCAUGCAAACUCAAGGAAGUGACCACAUAAUAAAACCUUCAAGGCACUACAGUGACUCUAGUGCUCUCCAGGAGAGAGGUCAAGACCUGGAUCACCCCUUGACCAGAUUGGAGAAUGCACUUGCUGAGGUUCAACGAUGCACCAGUCCCGAGAGUACAACUAGCCAAUCCAGUUUCCAAAGUGAGCGUAGCAUGUCCGUGCUGGAGAAAGUAAGUCAUUUUGAGAGACAGCAAGUCAAACCUCGCAGUCAUAGCAGCCUCUCCCACCAUGGUUCUACGGCUCGUCCGAGCCAAAUGCCACGACCUUCCAGUGCCAAGAGCUCCUUCUCUGGUGUAGAGGAUUUGCGCAACAUGUUGGAGAGAAGCAACAGCUCGGUUCCUCAUGGGAGAACUCAAAGUACUUCUAGCAUGGCAAGUUAUGAUGGACACAUGGAUGUGCAUCAAGAUUUCCUAACAAGACGUGGGAGUAGUGAUCAUGUCCAACAUCGACAGCCUGUUGUUGCCCAUAAGACCUGUCUUCAAAGAAGUAAGAGCACCUUUCAGCUUGGUGAGGGGAAUGGAAAAGACAUCCAUGGGAAAGGUGACAUUCAUGACAUCUUGGGCACCAUCCAAGACACAUCUUUUAACAGAGCAUAUAGAGACAGCAUUAAAGAUGCCCAGUCUAUGGUUCUGAGGUCAACUUCCUUCAGAAGACGUGACCUUAGCUUUGACCCUCCACCAGUGCCAGCUAAGCACAUGUCUCUAGAACGAAAAGGACCCAGUACAAGUCCAAAACCAGCUACAACAUCCCCACACACUCCAAAGGAACGUCAUGUUGUUCCUGUUGAAGCACCAAACAGAGCCUCUACUCCUGACCUCCCCAGUGUCCCAGCUGUUGGACCCCCAGUUAUGCGGAUCUGUGGACGCAAACGAUUCACAACGGAGCAAAAAAAGCGAUCGUAUUCUGAGCCUGAAAACAUGCAUGAAGUUGGAGUGUUGACUCAGGAAACCAAUCAGGCUGACAGGAAGGUUCAACAACAGUUUCUGGCAAGUGAGACGAGUGUUGCGGACAGACGCAGGAUGUUCGAGCAGGUGGCGAAUCGUAACGCUGACCCCAGAUUUUUCUCCUCCAGGCCUGAUUUGAAGCAAAUGCAACAAGAUGCACUUGUUGAGUAUAUUGAGCGCAAAACAGGUAGAAGAGUAGACGGACGUCCAAACCGCCCACAUAGCGCUUAUCUACAGUCCGCUUCUUCCUCUUCUGCUGACUCACGAAUCCUCAUCUCCACCCCAAGUAUGAGCUCUUUGCAAGAGCCAGCAUAUGAUGGCCUCACUGGUGGUAAACGUAAAUCCUCCACCCUUCCAGCUGGAAUGCAAAGCUCCUUUUACCCCCUUAGGGGAAGCCACAACCACACACGGCCUGAGGUUUUUGGCCAGCAGUCAGAAGGCACAAAUCCUGGAUCUCAAAAAUCAGGCCCAGUCCUGACCAGACAUACCCUUCCGCAGCACUUGGAAGUCUCUUUUGAGAGAGCCACCUCUGCCAGAAGCUCAGGGAGGUCAGCUUCAGCUGAGGAUUUGCUGGACCGUAGUGAAGAACGUCCCAUUUCUCAGCACUUUCGAUCCAAGUCAUCUCCUGUGGAGAACUUUAGUCAGGACUUCUUAGCCAGAGACCUUCAGUUGUUGAGAGUUUCCUCCAAGGAAUCCUUUGAAAACAGGGUGUUGGCGAACAUGGGACACAAACAGCCAUCAAGUUCAGCACAUAUGGAGAGGAGUUACCAGCUAAACCAGGGUCCUGUCCAGCAAAACGCACCUGUGUUGAGGCGUGAGCGUCCGAGACAUUCGGACCGGCCUAGAGCGCAGAGUGCUUCAGGUCUGGCUGCGUCUGUGGGACUCCCUUGCCCUUUCACCUCUCCAGGCACUGCUGCCAGCCUCGACUGGCAUAACGGAGACAGACUGCAUCAGCCCAACCUGGACUCUAUUGCAUUUCCCGAAACUGGCCCACAUAGUCAGAAGAGUCCACUGGGAAUGGUGCGGCAAAACUCCAGCGACACCAGCACUUCUGAAGACACCCUGAAGGACUUCCCGUGUCCGGUGGCCACUCCAUCACCUCCACACCCAGAGGUCACGGGGUCACAACUUAGCACAAGGCUGCAAAUCCUUCCCAUGAGCCCGGUUUCCCCAACAAAGCCACUUCUCUCUCUUUGGAUCUCAGAUUCUAACCUUGUAGAUGUUCAGAGUAUAGCUGUGUCUCAAGAUGAUGAUGAAGUGUUUUUUGUGCCUCCACCACCGCCUGCACCACUGCCCAUCAGAGAGACCGAGAUUACGGAGGACUUCCCGCCUCCUCCGCCUCUCACACCCCCAGUCGAGGAGAACGUGGAAGUGUCUUUACAGCAUCCGGGACUAUUACGACCCAUCAGCAACCGUGAGAGUCUGACUGACGCAACGGCACAUCCAGAGCCUGAGCGGCCAUCGAACGACCGCACGACUCCCUCGGUGAGCCCUGACAACACCAGCGCUGCCUCUCAACCCCAGCCGCCUGUCAGCGCUCCUCCAGAGCAGGACGCCUCUGAGAUCCUGGGUCCCGACUACCAUCUGCUGUCCAGACGAGAGCGGACACAAGCCGAGCUGCUCGUGGAGACUUUAGCCCGAGAGCUGGUGAGCCACGACAAAUCCCUCACCUCGCUCCUGGACACCUGGGCAGGUAAAACCACCCUGGAUUUGAUGGAGGACAUCUUCCCAUCACACAGCAGCCAUCUGAGUGACAGGGCUCAGGAUGGUCCAGAUACUCCCUCUCAGGCUGCUUCAAGAAAAAUGGAAACCAACCUGGAUGACGAAGAAGAUUACUUGAAUCAGAAGGUGGAGCUGUUGCAGGCGCUGCGGGUGAGCAUGCGGUCGCUGCAGGGGGAGAGAGACGGGCUCUCGGAGCAGCAGAAGCGCUUCACGGCUCUGGGCGAGAGCAUGGAGGCUUUGGUUCAGCAGCGCUGCAAACCCAACGAGAGAGAGAAGUACCGCAUGUUCGUCGGAGACCUGGAGAAGAUCGUCAACCUGCAUGAAUGUUACAUCGAAUCGCUGCAGCUGAAGAGGAAGCAGUUGUGCAGUCAACAGGAAGACGCUCGCGAGCUGAAGGAAAACCUGGACCGGCGCGAGCGAGUGGUUCUGGACAUUCUGGCGAGUUACCUGAGCGGCCCACAGCUGCGCGACUACCAGCGUUACAUCCGCAUCAAACCCGCCCUUCUGAUUCGCCAGCGCCACCUGGACGAGCUCAUACGGCAGGGGGAGGAGCAAGUGCAGAGGCUGGAGGAGACCCUCCCCGCUGAGUCCCGCCCAAAGAACACUGACUCCGCCCCCCAAACGCCACACUGUUUUAACUCCACCCACUUGCCACGUCCCACCACUGUGACCUCACUCUGA
This is a messenger RNA of Sinocyclocheilus rhinocerous, 5266 nucleotides long. Its product is annotated as protein Shroom3-like. The record is from RefSeq and is a predicted model, not a curated record. Gene Ontology annotation, cellular component: adherens junction; cortical actin cytoskeleton; apical junction complex. The transcript has 11 exons. Gene Ontology annotation, molecular function: actin filament binding. NCBI's taxonomy places the organism in Eukaryota, Metazoa, Chordata, Actinopteri, Cypriniformes, Cyprinidae. Gene Ontology annotation, biological process: actin filament organization. Bases 92 to 5266 code for a protein of 1724 amino acids.